UUUCUUUUUCUUUUUUUCUUCUUUUCUUUAACCCUCUUGCCUGAUUGUUGUUUGAUGAAAUAAUGUCAAGUUCAAAUCACUCAGGCAGUAUACCAGAAUUUGUAAAGAAGCUAUUCAACAUGUUGGAAGAAAAUGCGUACCCUCAAAUAUUUUCGUGGGGAAAAGAAGGAGAUACCUUUGUAGUUAAGGAUCCCAACGAAUUCGCAAGACAUAUUCUACCAAGACACUUUAAACAUUCUAAUUUUGCAAGUUUUGUUCGUCAAUUGAACAAGUACGACUUUCAUAAAUUACGUUUACCUGAAGAUGGACAACGCAUUUAUGGAGAUCAGGCCUGGGAAUUUAAGCAUCCUAGUUUCAAAUAUAACAGGCGAGACUUGCUAGAAGAAAUAAAGAGAAAACCUACAGGCAAAACACUUCAGAACAUCUCUUCUGCUACCAACACAACGGCAACAGCAUCCAGUAGCUCUACUCUAGCAACAACAGGACCGUCGGGAAGUAAGCCACCAAAGGCAGAAGAGAAUUUAAUGUCGCUUGCGGCUAGUCUUCAAAAGGAAAUAAACAAUCUGAAAGAAACGCAAAAAGAUAUGACGGAUAAACUGAAGGGCUUUGACAAAAAGUACAGUGCAAUCUUACAAAGUAUUGAAGGGUUUAAGAAGAAUAUGGAAGAACAGGAUUCUUUAAUGCGUAAUAUCAUGGAUUAUGUUUCAAAGCAAAAGCCAACCAUGAUGGAACAAGGUUUAUCGAACAUUAUUUACCAGUACAAUGAUAUAACAAAUGCAAGCGAAGCGCAGCUUAAUAGAAUUAACAUGGCGAUCGCUUCAUCCACAAAUACAACAGCAUUAAAUAAUAAUAACAAUGAAUCUAUCAUGCAAAACAUACUUCAGGUACAUUCCACAUCGACAACUUCAUCCUCAUCCUCAUCCCCAUCUACAACCUGUCUACCAUCUACUUUGUCGCAUGCACCUCCGACUUCAUCUCCUCCAUUAACAGGCAAUAUUGCUCCAGGAGACAUCCCUUUAAUGAACCCUAUCAGCUCAUCAAUGCUUGGACCAGGCUUGGCCGCACCAGAAACACCAGUGGUUCCUGAUCCACUUUCGACGACAACCAUGCCAACAGCAGCAGCAGAUUUUAUGCCAGUAGGAUCGUCCCAGCCACAACCCAUGAAUUCACUUUCUGUAAAGAAUUCCUUGACAGCGCCAUCGCGCAAACGAAGGAGAAUACAAUCGGGAUGGUCAGUACCACCAAGAGUCUUAUUAGUUGAUGAUGAUUCCAUAUUCCGUAGAUUAUCCACUAAACUACUUCAAAUGGCAGGCUGUACAAUUGAUGUAGCUGUAGAUGGAGAAGAGGCUGUAAGGAAAUUAAGCACAGGAAAAUAUGAUCUUGUUCUUAUGGAUAUCAUGAUGCCCAAACUAGAUGGAAUGUCUGCUACCAGAAACAUUCGACAAUAUGAUCCAUUAACACCUAUUAUCUCCAUGACGUCUAACACGACCGAUCAAGAUAUUCAACAAUACAUCAUGAGCGGUAUGACAGAUGUUUUGCCGAAACCCUUGAACCAAGGUACCUUGGGAAAUUUAUUGGAAAGAUAUUGUGCACACUUGGUAAUACAAAGACAUCAACAACAGCAAAUUCAUUUGCUGCAACAAAACUAUAGCUUGAAUGGCAGCUUAAUUGAGCUAAAUAUGACUCCUCAGUUGACACUGCUUGAAGAAGAUGAAGACGAUGUGAAAGGGAAGGGUAAAGAAUCUGUGGAUGUAAAUAGAAACAAUAUUGAGUACUUGACACCCUUCACAAGCAAUAACAAUAACAACAAUAGCUGUAGUAGCAGUAAUAAUAGCAACAGCACAAACAGUAAUCAACUCAUGUAUACACCACAGCCUAUACCUAUUAUACCCUCGUCACAGUCAUUGCCAUACAUGUCAACCCAACCCAUAUCAAAUCAAACUUGGUUUUUAUAUCAAAAACAUGGCAGCAGUUAAUAUAUUUGUAAUUUCUAUCCUUUUUUUUUCUUUGCUUACCCUUUACACUUCUUCUUUUUUAUAAUAAAAGUCAACACUGUAAAUAGUUUUAUCGAUUUUAAUCACGGACCCGCCG
This is a messenger RNA of Rhizopus microsporus ATCC 52813, 2091 nucleotides long. RefSeq lists its product as uncharacterized. The record is from RefSeq and is a predicted model, not a curated record. Gene Ontology annotation, biological process: phosphorelay signal transduction system; regulation of DNA-templated transcription. The transcript is spliced from 6 exons. Gene Ontology annotation, molecular function: sequence-specific DNA binding; DNA-binding transcription factor activity; phosphorelay response regulator activity. NCBI's taxonomy places the organism in Eukaryota, Fungi, Mucoromycota, Mucoromycetes, Mucorales, Rhizopodaceae. The coding region runs from base 63 to 1976 and encodes 637 amino acids.